Messenger RNA from Gymnogyps californianus (California condor), 2307 nucleotides. RefSeq names its product SH2 domain containing adaptor protein B (gene SHB). Bases 85 to 1476 code for a protein of 463 amino acids. Lineage: Eukaryota; Metazoa; Chordata; Aves; Accipitriformes; Cathartidae. The record is from RefSeq and is a predicted model, not a curated record. The transcript has 7 exons. Gene Ontology annotation, molecular function: phosphotyrosine residue binding.
UGCGGGCAGCAGCGGUGAGCGGGGCUGGCGCGCAGGUCACCGGGGCCCGCACACGGUGCUGAGAGGCCGUGGCCGGGAGAGACGAUGGCCAAAUGGCUGAAUAAGUACUUCAGCCUGGGCAAUAACAAGACCAAGAGUCCCCCGCAGCCUCCGCGGCCCGACUACCGAGAGAAACGCAACGGUGCCGGCAGUGUGCCCUGCCCUGACGGGCCGCCGCACCUCCACCUUCACCACCACACCUCGCCUGGCUUUCCGCACCGCCGACUGCGCGAUGACACCAGUGACCUGCUCCGUGCCUACCGCGCCCAGAAAGACCGUGACUUCGAGGACCCCUACAGUGGGCCCGGCUCAUCCCUGCGCAAGUUGCGUGCCAUGUGCCGCCCGGACUACUCCACGCCCGAGGGCCUGGGUGAGGCUGCCCCCAAGGCUUUCUCCUCGUCAUCGUGCUGCGCCGCGCCCCCUGCCACCUGCGCAGCCGGCUCCCCGCACCUCUUUCGCAGCCACAGCGAGCGCCGCCCAGCGAUGCUGCCUGACGUGAAGUACAUCUCCCCCAAGCACCGGCUUAUCAAGAUCGAGAGCGGCAGUGGCAGCGAUGGUGCAGGCAAGAAACUCAACAAGGGCUCCAAACAGCUUGUGACCUCUGUCCCCUCUGCCAUGAAAGAUAAAGUAAUGAUAGCUGAUGACUACUCAGAUCCGUUUGAUGCUAAAAGUGAGUUGAACAGAAUGGGAAAAGGGGAGAACACUGGCUAUAUGGAACCAUAUGAAGCCCAGAGAGUAAUGACUGAGUUUCAGAAGCAGGAAGGCAUGAAGUCCAGUCAGAAAAACAUGCAGCUCUAUGACACACCCUAUGAACCAGAAGGCAGUGGUGUGGACUCUGAUUCUGAAAGCGUGGUGAGUCACCAUUUACGAGAAAGCAAAUUGCCACAGGAUGAUGACAGGCCUGCAGAUGAGUAUGAUCAGCCAUGGGAGUGGAACAAAGUCACCAUCCCAGCUCUGGCAGCCCAAUUUAAUGGAAGUGAGAAACGACAAGCAUCUCCUUCUCCCUCAAAUGACCAGCGCAGGCAGUUAAAAGCACCUGGAGGAGGCUUUAAACCCAUCAAACAUGGCAGUCCAGAAUUUUGUGGGAUCCUGGGAGAGAGAAUAGAUCCAACUAUUCAACUGGAAAAGCAGAUAUGGUAUCAUGGAGCAAUCAGUCGGACAGAUGCAGAAAACCUGUUACGUUUGUGUAAAGAGUGUAGCUACCUUGUAAGAAAUAGUCAAACAAGCAAGCAUGACUAUUCUCUUUCACUGAAGAGCAGUCAAGGUUUUAUGCACAUGAAACUGAUGAAAACCAAAGAGAAAUACAUCCUGGGUCAGAACAGCCCUCCCUUCGACAGUGUUCCUGAAGUCAUCCACUACUACACCACAAAAAAGCUGCCUAUCAAAGGAGCAGAACACUUGUCACUGCUCUACCCUGUGGCUGUGCGGACCCUCUAAUAACCUAGUCUCACCCCUUCCUGUGGAUGGGAGGUGAGAGGUUUUUUUGUUUGAUUGCUGUUGUUCCCAGAACUAUAUGGCACUGAAGGUGUUAUCGGAGAGCUGGAACACACCGAACAACCAACACAGCAUCAAUCACCAUCUCGGCUGCAGGUCAGAGCCCUUCCCUGCAUGAUCAGACGUGCUGCAAACUGAUUCGUGGAGUUCUUAAAUGCAGCUCCAGUUACCUUCGUUUUCUCCACUUUCUGCAAAGCCCAAAGCCUUCCUGAAAACACACAUUGUGACAUUAUUCUGGGAUCACCAAAGCUGCGGAGCUGCUGUGUUUUUUCAACGUGGAGCCGCCGGCUGCUCAUGCGUGUGUCCUUCCUUCACAGUUUGCAUUUCUUCAGUUUACAGCCGUGUGACCCCCAGCUGCUGAAGAAGGAGGCUGGUUCAUGCGCAAAACCAGGUUUUCCUGCUUUUAAAGAAACGACGCAUUAACCAAGCCCAGAGCAAUUAUAGCGGGGAUUACUGCAAUGUUUUUUUUUUUAUUUAAGCUUAAUGUUAACUUAAUGUUCAUCAUAUUCGAGUUUUUCCUUCAUAUUGAGUUUUGUUGUUACUGAAUCCUAGUAUUUUGGUUAUUUCAACAACAGCAACAAGGAAAACAGAAACUAUGUUUAGCCUGCUUGUGGUCAUUUCAGUGUUUGCACUUUGUCUCUCCAGCUGCAUUUCUCCUUUCCUUCCUUUAUCCUAGUUUCCCAUUCCUCCUUCUUUUGCCACCAACUGGAAAAGCUCAAAUCUAAAUGCCAAAUAAUUUGGUUUCAGUUUUGGAAAAUUAAAAAAAUAUACAUG